Messenger RNA from Limanda limanda (common dab), 2128 nucleotides. Its product is annotated as far upstream element-binding protein 2-like. Gene Ontology annotation, cellular component: cytoplasm; nucleus. Gene Ontology annotation, molecular function: mRNA binding. The transcript has 18 exons. Lineage: Eukaryota; Metazoa; Chordata; Actinopteri; Pleuronectiformes; Pleuronectidae. Gene Ontology annotation, biological process: regulation of DNA-templated transcription. The record is from RefSeq and is a predicted model, not a curated record. The coding region runs from base 58 to 2052 and encodes 664 amino acids.
CUCCUGUGUAGCUCUUGUCCAGUGUCUCUUUGACAUCCGCUCGCUCGCCUGGUCGACAUGUCGGAGUUCAGCACGGACCCCUCGCCUGGCCCCGGGGCUCCUCCCGGCGGGCAGGCGGCUCUUGGGAACGGGUCUGCGGCCAUCCAGAAAGAUGCGUUCGCAGACGCGGUGCAGCGGGCCCGGCAGAUUGCAGCUAAGAUUGGGGGUGAUGCCGGUCCUCCCGUGAACAUCAUCGCUGCAUCCGAUGGCUUUCCAUUCACUGCACCGAAACGACAGCUGGAGGAUGCAGAUGAACCAGAGAGUAAGAAACUGGCUGCACAAAGGGACUUCGACUCAGCAAACGCACUAUCUAUUGGUGCACAGCUUGCUGCUCUUGCGCAACAAAGGCCUUCUUCCGGCACAGAGGAGUACAAUGUCCCUGACAGCAUGGUGGGACUAGUUAUUGGCCGUGGAGGUGAACAGAUCAGUAAAAUACAACAGGAGUCAGGUUGCAAGGUUCAGAUAGCUCCAGACAGUGGAGGCCUUCCAGAGAGGAGUGUCUCUCUCACUGGUUCCCAGGACUCGAUACAAAAAGCCAGGAUGCUGCUGGAUGAGAUAGUGUCACGAGGGAGGGGCGAACCCACUGCUUCUUAUCACGAGUCCACCAAUGGGCAGAAUGGCACCGUUCAUGAAAUGAUGAUCCCAGCUGGCAAGGCCGGCCUUGUCAUUGGCAAGGGAGGAGAGACCAUCAAGCAACUACAGGAGCGUGCAGGAGUAAAGAUGAUCCUGAUCCAGGAUGCCUCUCAGGGACCUAAUGUUGACAAACCCCUGCGUAUUAUUGGAGACCCAUAUAAAGUCCAGCAAGCCCAGGAAAUGGUGGAGGAGAUUCUGAGGGAGAGAGACCACGCCGGCUUCAGUGAACGAAAUGACUUCAGCUCCCGAAUGGGAGGUGGCAUGGAUGUCCCGGUGCCGCGACACUCCGUUGGUGUUGUCAUUGGACGCAAUGGAGAGAUGAUCAAGAAAAUCCAGAAUGAUUCUGGAGUUCGGAUACAGUUCAAACAAGAUGAUGGGACUGGUCCAGAGAAGAUUGCGCACAUCAGUGGGCCUCCUGACUGCUGCGAACAUGCCGCCCAGAUCAUCAACGACCUGCUGCAGAGCAUCCGGGUCAGGGAGGAGGGACAGGGGGGUCCUCCAGGUCCUCCAGGCAUGCCUGCAGGUAACAGGGGCAGAGGAGGCGGACAAGGCGACUGGGGUCCCCCAGGAGGGGAAAUGACCUUCUCUAUUCCUGCCCACAAGUGUGGGCUCGUGAUUGGCCGGGGAGGUGAGAAUGUCAAGUCUAUCAACCAGCAGACGGGGGCAUUUGUGGAAAUCUCAAGACAGCCGCCCCCCAACGGAGACCCCAACUUCAAGCUGUUUAUCAUCAGGGGCUCACCGCAGCAGGUCGACCACGCCAAGCAGCUCAUUGAGGAAAAGAUUGAAGGUCCUUUGUGUCCUGUGGGCCCAGGGCCAGGUGGACCAGGUCCUGCUGGUCCACUGGGUCCCUACAACCCCAACCCCUACAACCCUGGACCGCCUGGGGCCCCUGGACCACCACAUGGUGGUCCUCCAGGUCCUCACCAGUACAAUCCUCAGGGCUGGAGCAACACCUACCAGCAGUGGCAGCCCCAGGCACACCACGACCCAGGCAAGGCAGCAGCUAAUGACCCUAACGCAGCCUGGGCGGCAUACUACGCUCAGUACUACCAGCAGCCGUCGGGGGCUGUGCCGACCCAGUACCCCGCAAACCCAACUGGAGGAGACCAUACAUCAGGCGACCAGACCCAGCCCGCACAGACACCGGGGGGGCAGCCAGACUACACCAAGGCCUGGGAGGAGUACUACAAGAAGAUGGGCCAGACAGGAGCUUCCGUCCCUGGCUCUGCAGCCGCAGCUCCGGGAGCAGCAGGGUCAGCGGCAUCCACAACGGGAGGUCAGCCGGACUAUAGCGCAGCCUGGGCCGAGUACUACAGGCAGCAGUCUGCGUACUAUGGGCCGACAGGACAGGCUCCUGGGCAGCCAGCCCCUCCCCAGUAAGGACAGAGGCAGUGAGAGUUCCCAGCGGAAAGUCUCAACCUGGAGAGAAUCAAGAAGACAGGACGAAGAGGAAAAC